ACACAUGUCGCCAUUUUGAUGUUUUGUCGCUUUGGUCGCUUUGUACUCUUUGUCCGUUUUUUCCUGUCACAGAUUUCUUUAGAACAACUGUAGGCUGAUGAUUACUUAAUCCUUCUCUGCUAAACGCACUACCGAUAUGUAAAACUUUGAAAAGUAAUGGAAAUGGUGGCAAACACGCUACAUCUCGACCAAGGCCGUAUUUCGAAACGGAGUGCAUCGCCGAGAAUUCUAACACACUUUGUAGAAGGAUUUAUCAUACAAGAGAGCAACUAUCCCUUCACGUCGGGUGAUGACACUGAAGAAGUGAACCAAAACCAGCUCAAUGGCAACCAAGAUUACGAAAAUGGAGAUGUGGAAAUGGAUGUUGGAUUUGAAGCUGAAAGCCCAUCAAGCAAUGAUGAAGCAUUCAAUGAUGUGUUUGUUGAUGACUCCAGCAUUGGACAUUGUGAACAGUGUGGCCGCCUGACAGAAGCCCCACACCACAGAGGUCCAAAGAGGUUCUGUUCAACUUCCUGUGCAAGAAGAUACAGUGUAAGCUGCUCACGUAAGAUGGUAGCGUUUCAUGCUCGUACCCGAGGUGGACGGCAUUCCACUGCAAAUCAACUAGCCUCACAUAAAAAGUCGUCUUAUUCUUUACCCAUGUAUUAUGACCAACAGCCUGGUCCAUACAUGGUAGAUGCCUCUAUUCAAGUAAAUGAGUUUGACACUGUUCACCCGCUUAACUUUGACUGGACACGAAGUGAUGUGGAACCCUUGUGGUUGUAUGAACACGUUGAAGCUGCCAAGUGGAAUGUACAGGAGGUCGCUGCCUUCGUAAAGUCCCUUAAUGGCUGUUCUGAGUACGCAGACUCGUUCGUGUCGCAGGAGAUUGACGGCCAGGCAUUGAUGCUGCUCCGCGAGGAACACAUGGUGGUCGCUAUGCACAUGAAACUUGGUCCCGCGCUUAAAAUUGUCGCCAAUGUGAACGCCAUGAAGAGAGAAGCACUAAAGGAACAUCAGUAGCUUAUACAGAACGCCUGAUAAUAUUUGUUAUUUAACUGAAAAAAAAAAGAGAAAAUGAGGUUUUACAGAGUUGAACAGAAGUUUAUAUGGUUGAAACAUUUUUCCUUAUAAGAGCUGAAAUAUGUUAGUGCUUGUUUUUCUCGCAGGAAGCAGGCACAGUUAGUACAGGGUAGUUUGAUACAAGUCAUUGUUAGCAGUUCUUACUGACUGUUGUCAGUACAACUAACGGCGAGUUAGUUUGAUUAUUGUCAACUGCCUCACUUGCUUGCACGUUUCGGACUUUCAUUUAGAGAAGCGAAAUGUUUGGUUUUAAGAUAUUUUAUUCGACGUUAUUUAUGUACGGAAAACCAAACCGUACUUUACCUGCUACUUUUCUGGCUCACUCUGCUCGGCUGCAUUCGAAGAAGCUUCUCAACAGGAGUUGACAAAAAGAAAAAUUCUCUUGAUAGGAAGGUGUCUCUGAUCGGAUUUUACCGUCUUAACAAAUAUUCUACCCUUUAACGCCCUCAAAAAUCUAAAACAGAUGUAGAAAUGCUGUAGAUAUGUAUAUUUUCUCGUAAAUCUCCGUAUUAUAAAUUAGCUGCUUGUGAAGUUGGCCGUUGUUUCGUAUGGUACUCUUACUAGUGAUUCUAAGAGUAAAAUCAUUGUUUUUCUUGUAUUUAAUCGUUAGAAAUUCUUUUAUCGGUGGAUUUUUCGUUGUGACGGUUGUGGUUACCGAUGUUGUUCUUGACAAAUCAUUGUUUUGUUGGCAAGAACUCAAAAUUAAACAUAUCAGUUAGCAAUGAACCUUGA
Molecule: messenger RNA, 1794 nt
Organism: Orbicella faveolata
Lineage: Eukaryota; Metazoa; Cnidaria; Anthozoa; Scleractinia; Merulinidae
Product: polyhomeotic-like protein 1
Biological process (GO): negative regulation of DNA-templated transcription
Cellular component (GO): nucleus; PRC1 complex
Molecular function (GO): chromatin binding; histone binding
Source: RefSeq, a predicted model, not a curated record